Molecule: messenger RNA, 827 nt
Organism: Myotis lucifugus (little brown bat)
Lineage: Eukaryota; Metazoa; Chordata; Mammalia; Chiroptera; Vespertilionidae
Gene: IL32
Product: interleukin 32
Exons: 3
Coding region: 101-580 (159 amino acids)
Biological process (GO): immune response
Source: RefSeq, a predicted model, not a curated record
CUGAGGCUCCUGUCAGAGCCCUCUGUGCUUCCCCUUCACCCCUAAUCGCUUGUGAUGUUGGCACUGCCAUGUGCAUACACAGCCCCUGAGUGGGGAGGGGAUGGAGAUGUGGCUGGCACCAGCUCCUGACCUCCCCACCCAGCACACAGUGGCCAAAGCCCUGCCCUCAACUUCAUGCAUUAAUGAAGAACCCCCUGGGCCUGGUGCUGGCCUCAGAGGCCAGUCAGCCAACAAGCAGGAAUCUACUCCCUUACUUCCGGAGCAGCAGCAGGAACUGCGUAACAGAGUCCGUAGCAGAGUCUGCCCUGGACAGAAACCAGGCCCGGAGUGGGACUCUGAGGCAGAUGGAUCGCACAACCAAAGUCCAGGGGCCCAGCAGCCUGGGGAGAGCUUUUGUGAAUGGAUAAUGAGGUUGUUCCGAGAGAUGCUAAGGCGACUAAAGAAGAUGUGGAAGGACCUGCUGGCCUGGGUGCAGGAGAAGUGGGCCUCCUUUGUCAGCAAGGUGAAGUACAUCUGGAGUGAGAUUAAGGAUUUCUGCUCCCGUGUGGCAAAGUACUUCUCAAGUUUAUUUCAGUUCUAAGGAGUCCAAUGAGGGCCUGGAGGAGCUCAGUCACACCUCCCAGCACUUGGAUUCCCCCCUUCUCAGAAAGAAUCUUCUAGAGUAACAUUUGCUUUCCUGCUCACCCUUGACCCAUCCUUGACAACCUCCCUCACUUCCACCCUGUUCACAGCCUCUCCACCUAGGUUUCCUGGGUUUCCUUCUCUUGCUACAGCAUUUUAAUAAACGUUGGUUCGCCCAGGGAGGGGGCAGGGGUGGGGGGAGGAGG